Molecule: messenger RNA, 1923 nt
Organism: Gavialis gangeticus (Gharial)
Lineage: Eukaryota; Metazoa; Chordata; Crocodylia; Gavialidae
Gene: NEU3
Product: neuraminidase 3
Exons: 2
Coding region: 38-1393 (451 amino acids)
Biological process (GO): oligosaccharide catabolic process; ganglioside catabolic process
Cellular component (GO): membrane; lysosome; cytoplasm
Molecular function (GO): exo-alpha-sialidase activity
Source: RefSeq, a predicted model, not a curated record
CUCUCUCCCCGCAGCCGUUGCCGUGCAUGGAGAAGCCAUGCCCCGGGCUCCAGCCAGCACCAGGAGACAGAUUCUUUUCUGGCCGGAGGCGCAGAGCGGGGUGACCUACCGGAUCCCGGCGCUGCUCUACCUCCCCCGCACCCACACCUUCCUGGCCUUCGCCGAGCAGCGCUGCUCCGUCAAGGACGAGGACGCCAAAUGCCUGGUGCUGCGAAGGGGCCGGAAGCAGGGAGCCUCGGUGAAGUGGGGGCCCAUCGAAACCCUGACGGCAGCCGUGCUACCAAACCACCGCACCAUGAACCCCUGCCCAGUGUACGAGAAGGACAGUGGGACGGUCUUCCUGUUCUUCAUCUGCGUGAGGCAGCGCGUGACAGAGCAGCACCAGAUCCGCACCGGGAGGAACGCCGCCAGGCUGUGCAACGUCGCUAGCAGGGACGGCGGCCAGACCUGGAGCCCGCUAACGGAUCUGACGGAGCAAGUGAUCGGGGAGGACCUGAAGAAGUGGGCCACCUUUGCGGUGGGGCCAGGCCACGGGGUGCAGCUCAGCUCUGGGCGGCUGGUGAUCCCAGCUUACACCUACUACAUCCACACCCGCUUCUGCGGCAUUCCUGUGUCCUGCUUCACCACGCCCCACUCCUUGAUCUUCUACAGCGAUGACCAGGGCCAAAAGUGGCAUAAAGGCAAGCUCCUCAAGGGCAAGAGCACAGUGGAGUGUGAGGUGGCCGAGGUGAGAGACGCGGACAGAGGCCCCGUGCUGUACUGCAAUGCCCGCACCCCGGGCAAGUGCCGGGUGGUAGCGUUCAGCAGAGACCGCGGGGUGGAUUUUGCAAGACCGUCACAGUGUACGGAGCUGUGCGAGCCGCCUCACGGGUGCCAGGGCAGUGUGGUGAGCUUCUUGCCAACAGAAGAGCCUGCUGCGGUGGAUGGUGUGGAAGGGACGGGCCCUGACGUGGGUGAGAAGACCUGCUUGGCACGCUGCGGGAAUGCCUCUUCCACCACCUGCCACGGUGCCACCUCGUGGCUUGUCUACUCCCACCCCACCAGCAGACGCAGGAGGGUCAACUUGGGCAUCUACCUCAACAAGACUCCUUUGGAGACGAGCAGCUGGGAAAGCCCCUGGGUCCUCUACCAAGGGCCGUGUGGGUACUCGGACCUGGCCGUGUGCGAGGAGUCGCCACCUCUGUUCGGCUGCUUGUUCGAGUGCGGGGUGGUCUGCCCGUGCGAGCAGAUUGCUUUUCAGUUCUUCACCCAACAGGAGCUGGAGAGCCAUGGGCGCUCCUCUUCCUCCGAGCAGCAGCCAGAGACAAAGAUGGAUGUUGACCAGACAGGGCCGUAUCCCAGGCAGGAAGAAUCGCCUAAAGCUCUUCAUCUCGGUGCCACGGGGGGCCAUUGAAACCACAACGCCUGCUCUUCCAGAAUCGAUCUCCUUGCGCACCUCGGGACAGCUUUUAGGGGAGCUGAGCCUCCGCACUCCACGUGCACCUGCGGGUGCUCAGCCCUUCCAGCCCAGUUAAGCUCCCACCAAUCCCAGCCUGAUUUGCUACCAGGAGCCUCCAGACCAGCUUUUUUUGCAAGGUGGUUCAUUUUGGAGCCUCACGGGGCUGUUCUCCGGGCACCAGCUUACAUGUAGUACAGCCUAGACUGUUUGGUUUGGAAAUCCACUAAAAGCACCAGAUUCUGGGCGGGUGUAAAGUGCAUAGCCCUGUCGCCUUUAAUGGGGCUGGUUUACAGCCGGCCAUGAUCUGGGCCUGGGUUGCCCAGUCCAUGGUCCACAGUCAACCCUUGAUCUGUCUGCUGGGACUGACAGCCCUCGUGGUGUGGCCUGUCACCCUGGGACACCCCCCAUCCAUUAAGAACCAUGCUCUGUCCAAAGAGAGCUUGCUUGGAGAAGGGAAGAAAGGCAAUGAAAAGGAGUAUCUGCAG